Molecule: messenger RNA, 1254 nt
Organism: Miscanthus lutarioriparius
Lineage: Eukaryota; Viridiplantae; Streptophyta; Magnoliopsida; Poales; Poaceae
Source: the annotation of a GenBank genome assembly
AUGGCGUCCGUGGCGGAGCUCAAGGAGAAGCACGCCGCCGCGACGGCGUCGGUCAACUCCCUGCGCGAGCGCCUCCGCCAGCGCCGGGAGACGCUCCUCGACACCGACGGUGAGGCCUCUCUCUCCUCCCCGCUCCUCGUCGGGGACCCUCUCUCGUGGGGUUCGGGGAAUUCGCGGGCAUUUGCUGAUUGCUCUGUGUGCGUGCGACUGCGCGGUGCAGUGGCGAGGUACUCCAAGUCGCAGGGGAGGGCGCCGGUGAGCUUCAACCCGACGGAUCUGGUCUGCUGCCGCACGCUGCAGGGCCAUAGCGGAAAGGUAUAUUCUCUGGAUUGGACCCCAGAAAAGAAUUGGAUAGUCAGUGCCUCUCAAGAUGGAAGGUUAAUUGUGUGGAAUGCAUUGACAAGCCAGAAAACGCAUGCCAUAAAGCUGCAUUGCCCAUGGGUGAUGACGUGUGCUCUUGCACCCAAUGGCCAAUCUGUCGCCUGUGGUGGUCUUGAUAGCGCAUGCUCUAUUUUCAAUCUCAACUCUCAAGCAGAUAGAGAUGGGAACAUGCCAGUAUCAAGAAUUCUUACUGGACACAAGGGCUAUGUUUCGUCAUGCCAAUAUGUCCCAGAUCAGGAAACUCGCCUUAUUACUAGCUCAGGUGAUCAGACAUGUGUUCUUUGGGAUGUUACUACUGGACAGAGGAUAUCAAUAUUUGGAGGUGAAUUUCCAUCAGGGCAUACAGCUGACGUUCAAAGUGUGUCCAUCAACUCAUCAAAUACGAAUAUGUUUGUCUCUGGCUCAUGUGAUACAACUGUGAGGCUGUGGGAUAUCAGAAUUGCAAGCCGAGCUGUUCGAACCUACCAUGGACAUGAGGGCGACGUUAACAGUGUGAAGUUUUUCCCUGAUGGCCAUAGAUUUGGUACUGGCUCAGAUGAUGGCACAUGUAGAUUAUUUGAUAUGAGAACAGGGCAUCAACUUCAGGUGUACAGUAGGGAGCCUGAUAGAAAUGAUAAUGAACUACCUACUGUUACAUCUAUUGCAUUUUCGAUAUCAGGAAGGCUGCUUUUUGCUGGUUACUCCAAUGGUGACUGUUAUGUGUGGGACACACUUCUUGCCGAGGUGGUACUUAAUUUGGGGAACCUGCAAAACUCCCAUGAUGGUCGUAUAAGUUGCCUUGGGAUGUCAUCUGAUGGGAGUGCAUUGUGUACAGGAAGUUGGGACAAAAAUUUGAAGAUUUGGGCCUUCAGUGGUACCCGGAAGAUAGUUUGA